Molecule: messenger RNA, 3797 nt
Organism: Pan troglodytes (chimpanzee)
Lineage: Eukaryota; Metazoa; Chordata; Mammalia; Primates; Hominidae
Gene: KPNA4
Product: karyopherin subunit alpha 4
Exons: 17
Coding region: 290-1855 (521 amino acids)
Biological process (GO): protein import into nucleus
Cellular component (GO): cytoplasm
Molecular function (GO): nuclear import signal receptor activity; protein binding
Source: RefSeq, a predicted model, not a curated record
AGAUCGAGGCUGCCUCCCCCUCUCAGCCGGCAGCACAUUCCGUCGCCUUGCCGCCGCCCGGCCCCACAGUUGUCUUUGCCGGAGCUGCAGUCGCGCUGGGGUUAGGGCGGGGGGGCGGGCGGGGAGAGGAGAAGGCCGCGGCGGAGGCAGGUGAGAGGAGGAAGGAAGCGGCGGCGCGGCGGGCACAGCAGCUCAGGCGGCGGCCCGGUUCCUGGGAGUGUCGGUGCGGCGCGGUGGUUGGGGCGGAUCCCGCGGGGCCCGGGCGGGGGAAGGAGUCACCGGCCCGGCCAUGGCGGACAACGAGAAACUGGACAACCAACGGCUCAAGAAUUUCAAGAACAAAGGCCGCGACUUGGAGACUAUGAGAAGACAACGAAAUGAAGUUGUAGUUGAAUUAAGGAAGAAUAAAAGAGAUGAACAUCUCUUAAAGAGAAGGAAUGUACCACAUGAAGAUAUCUGUGAAGACUCUGAUAUAGAUGGUGAUUAUAGAGUGCAAAAUACCUCUCUAGAAGCUAUUGUUCAAAAUGCUUCAAGUGAUAACCAAGGAAUUCAAUUAAGUGCAGUUCAAGCUGCUAGGAAGCUUUUGUCCAGUGAUCGAAAUCCACCAAUUGAUGACUUAAUAAAAUCUGGAAUAUUGCCCAUUUUAGUCCAUUGUCUUGAAAGAGAUGACAAUCCUUCUUUACAGUUUGAAGCUGCAUGGGCUUUGACAAACAUUGCAUCUGGAACUUCUGAACAAACUCAAGCAGUAGUUCAGUCCAAUGCUGUGCCACUUUUCCUGAGGCUUCUCCAUUCACCCCAUCAGAAUGUCUGUGAGCAAGCAGUGUGGGCAUUGGGAAAUAUCAUAGGUGAUGGGCCCCAGUGUAGAGAUUAUGUCAUAAGUCUUGGAGUUGUGAAACCUUUACUUUCCUUCAUAAGUCCAUCUAUUCCUAUAACAUUCUUAAGAAAUGUUACUUGGGUUAUGGUCAACUUAUGUCGCCACAAAGACCCACCACCACCAAUGGAAACCAUUCAGGAGAUUCUUCCAGCCCUUUGUGUUUUAAUUCAUCACACAGAUGUAAAUAUAUUGGUAGACACAGUCUGGGCCCUCUCUUACCUUACUGAUGCUGGCAAUGAACAAAUACAGAUGGUAAUAGACUCUGGAAUAGUUCCUCAUUUGGUUCCUCUGCUCAGCCACCAGGAAGUUAAAGUUCAGACUGCUGCACUUAGAGCUGUGGGCAACAUUGUUACUGGAACUGAUGAGCAAACACAAGUAGUUUUGAACUGUGAUGCUCUUUCACACUUCCCAGCACUCCUGACACAUCCCAAAGAGAAAAUUAAUAAAGAAGCAGUGUGGUUCCUCUCCAACAUCACUGCAGGAAAUCAGCAGCAGGUACAGGCAGUAAUUGAUGCCAAUCUUGUACCAAUGAUAAUACACCUUUUGGAUAAGGGGGAUUUUGGCACUCAAAAAGAAGCUGCUUGGGCCAUAAGUAACUUAACAAUUAGUGGAAGGAAAGAUCAAGUGGCUUACCUUAUACAACAAAAUGUUAUCCCACCUUUUUGCAACUUGCUGACUGUAAAAGAUGCACAAGUUGUGCAAGUAGUACUCGAUGGACUAAGUAAUAUAUUAAAAAUGGCUGAAGAUGAGGCAGAAACCAUAGGCAAUCUUAUAGAAGAAUGUGGAGGGCUGGAGAAAAUUGAACAACUUCAAAAUCAUGAAAAUGAAGACAUCUACAAAUUGGCCUAUGAGAUCAUUGAUCAGUUCUUCUCUUCAGAUGAUAUUGAUGAAGACCCUAGCCUUGUUCCAGAGGCAAUUCAAGGCGGAACAUUUGGUUUCAAUUCAUCUGCCAAUGUACCAACAGAAGGGUUCCAGUUUUAGAAAGAUGUUGUGGAAGUUAGGUACAAUGCAGCACUGAGAUAUAUAUAUAUAUAUAUGUAUAUAUAUAUAUAUACAUAUAUAUAAAAGGGUUUGAUCCAUCAAGCUUGGCUCAUGGGAUCUGCUGCUGCAUUAAAUCGGGAAAGAAAAUGUGAAGAUUUCAUUUGGAAUCACAGAAAAUGCCCAAAUGAGGUCAAGAUGGCGAGUGGGUGCGAGUGAGAAUGAGUGGCAAAAUGUAAUGAAAACUUUACAUGAAUGCUUAUUUAGGUUGUUCAAAGUAAAAAGGGCUACAGGUCACAGAUCGUCAGUGCCUGAGAAAGAACAUUGACUUACUCUAUAUCAAUUGAGGGGAAAGUGCAGUACUGUCAUCUUCAAGCCUUGUAAGCAUAAAAGAGAAUAGGCUGCCCAUAUAAGUCAAAGGAAAAUGAGCCCAGGCCUUGCUAUGAAGCAGUGUGUGAAUGGACAAUGUUGAAUGAAUGUCUGGCUCAGUGAUGGAGAGCCAGGUUCAUCUUUGAAAUCUAGGGCUCUUCACUCAUGAAGCAGACUCCUAGUCCUGGAGUGACUGUGUACGAGAGCGUGGUUGUGGUGCUGUAUGUGAACGCAUGCAAGCUUGAUUCACCUUCAGGGGGCUGAUAACAAACCUAGUAAAUCAUCAAAAUGAGAUCAUAAGUGUUAAUGUACACUGGACAUGAAAACAAAGACUGGUUUAGCAGCAGACAUUGGUUUACUCUGCAGCCUGUGUUUUCUAUUUCCCCCUUUCCGACCUCCUUCCCCCCACCCCACUCCUUUUUUUUUUCUUUUUUUCUUUUCUUUUCUUUCUUUUUUUUUUUUUAGUUUUUAUUUACUUUACCUAGUAUGCCUUUUUUUAGUUGCUUCUCGAGUCAGAAAACUUUUCAGGAAGGUUUCCCUGUGCAUUUGCACCAGAUGAAUGUUUGAUGCUAUGAAAAGCUUUCCAUAUCAUCAAAACUAAUUUGUGUAGACUUUUGCAUGAAAAAAAUCAUAAAUUUCCCUCAAAAUAGACUGUGUUGCAGUACACAAGUUGCCAUAAUAGUAUAAAACAGUAAAAUGUGCUUAAAAGGCCAUCCUUUUCAUUUUCAGAGAUAACAUAAAGAUCUUUGCAUGAGGUAAAUCUACAGCAUAGUUCAUUUUUAGAUUUUGUUGAGUCCUGUAAAGAAGAAGAAGAAAAAAGUUUCAGUUGUGGUAGAAUACCGUGCUGUGUUUAAAUGUUACUUGUUUUCAAACUUUGUUUUCUAUGAAAAUGAUAUGGAAACUUCUAAAAUGGAAUUUGGUGCAUAUGUACUGCUGAAUAAAGACCGAUGAAGAGGUUUGAGUAGAUGUACAAAUCAAGUAAUGGUUUGAACACCUUUAAUAAUAUGCCUAAUCUGUUCAAUUGUUUUAGAAUCUUUUUAUCUUAGAUGUAGGCAGCCAUGAACAAUCUAUUUUGAGCCACUUUAGGGAGAAAACUUUGUAUUUUUAAAACUUGCAUAAAAGUUAUGCAAGUGGUUUUUAUAAAUUGGAAUAAUACCUCAGUUUUGAGGUUAUGCACACUAAAUUAAAUGUGACAUAAAUUAAUUUGUACAAAAAGAACUCUUUAUAAGGUGGCUCAUUGUAGGAAAUCCUGUGCCUUCCCCUUUGAGCACAAGUGUUGCAUGAACAACAGUUUGCUAUAAGAAACAUACCAGAUUAGCCACCAUUAGCAUCUAUAUCUACUUUGUGUUUAAAAAUCAACUGGUAAUUCUGAAACACUGUAGAAUGGAUAAAAAUUAUUUUGUGAUCAUAACUCUUUGUUGAACUAGAGUAUUUUUGCAGCAUUCCUUGUCAUCAGAAACAUGGUUAAAGUUUAAAACUAGAAGCAGCAGAAAACUAGCUUGUAAAAUUUAUCCAAGUAGAGUGCAGGCUAGGCUGUCUUGGGGAAAUAAACAUUAAAACUUAAAGCAAUGUUUUA